CCUGCAGGCCUGUACCAAGCCCACUCUCACGGGCGGCAGCCAACUUGGCAAUCCCGGAUGGUCCCGGGAGAAGCGUCUUCCCGGGGAGCCCACUGCCGGGGCGCCAAGCGUCGCGCGGCGGUUCACUCCGCAAACAUCGGGGAACCUGUUGCCCAGAACUGUAGAAGCGCGGGGACGGGCGAGGGAGGAGCUGGGCACGCGCUGCGGGGAUUCCCGGGAAGUGUCGCGCAGAGCCGUAAAGGCUGUGGUUCCGACGAGCGAGACGCCGGGUUCAGGCACACAUUCCUUUGCCUCGUCGCGCAGCGCCGUGAAAGCGGCGGGAGGACGAGGGAAGCGCUCAGCUCCGGAGCUGGGACUCGGGAAGAGUCGCGUAGCUUCAUUCUCAUGACGAUCCUUCACGCUUGCAGUGGCGGUUCUUCCCGAGAGCAGCAGUCAAACCCAGUUUGCAGCUUUUCCAACACAUGCAGAAACAGGCAACUGCAACAGUCUCUUAACCCUACCCUGACUUCACUUCCCUGCCUUCUCCAAAUCUUUCUUGAUACUACACUCAGAGUGAUCACUCUAAAAUAAAAUAUACAUGUCAUCCUGUGAUACCUGCAGAAGACGGCAGAAACUGAGCUACAAAUUCUGAACCUCAUUCCUGUGCAUGUAAUCCUUUUGCAAUGUGACUGUGCUGUGUAUGCCAACAGAAAGUGGAGUCUAUUUCUCCAUAUCCCUGGAUCUGGGCUGGCUUUACAACUUGCUCUGACCAACAGAUGUCAGGUGAAGGGACAACAUGGACGUCUGAACCUAGCCUCCAGAGGCCUUCAAGACCACAUGAAAACACCUUCUAGACACAAGAGGAUGAAAGCAUAUAAAGUCCUCCCUACUAAGGCCACCUAGGCCAACCAGUGAACAGCUAUUACCAACUGCCUGACAGAGGAUCAAGGCCGUCUUAAAUCCAACAACUCCAUCAAGCUUGCAGAUGACUACAGAAGCACAAGUAACUCCAAACAAAUCCAGUGAAGAACCCCAAGCUGAGCUAGCCCAAACAACUGUUAUUAAUGGUUGCUGUUUUAAGGCCACUAAAUUUGGCUUUAUGUAGCAAUCCUUAAGUGAUAAAGUCCCCUCCUCUGCCCUCAUGUUUAAGUUUAAACUCUUAAAACUGUCUUGAGAUCCCUUUUGCAGUUCUCUAAUCUCAUCCCUCAGCCCACACAUACUUGAAAAUCAACACAGGGAAACUUCUCUAAAGUGGAGCCAAAAGGCCCUCGCUCCAGGGUGUGAACUCGUGAUUUUCCUAGCAUACUGAAGUUAGCUUGUAGGUGAAUAAAAGGCAUGGUCCCCAGUAUUGUGUUUAAAAGACUGUCUGUAUACUACCCAUCAUAGGAAAUAUUAAACACUGAAUGGGGGGGGCGCAGGUGGAGGGAAAGGGAGAGAGACCCUGAGAUGAUAAUCUGAGCUGAAACUAACAGUCAGAUGCUCCACCAACUGAACCACCCAGUCACCUCUAUUUUAAAACAACUUAAAACCUACAGAAAAGUUGCAAAACCAGCACAGGGUUCUGGUAUAUCCUUCGCCAAACUUCCUCAAAUAUUAAUGUCUUUGAUAACUAUGGUACUAUUACCCAAACUUAGAAAUUAACAUUGCUAUACUACUUAAGCUAAUUUAUAUGUGUUAUAUGAAUGUCACCAUUUUCCCCACUAACGUUUUCUUUUUCCUGAUUUAGGAUCUAACCCAGGAUUUAGCACUGCAUUUUGUUCUCAUGUUUUCUUGGAUUAUUCCAAUCUGAGAUAGCUACUAAGGCUUUUAUUUUUUACUUUCGUGAUCUUUACACUUUUGAGAACCACUGAUAUAUUCUUUACCAGUCAUUUUGUAGAAUGCCCUUCAAUUUGAAUUUGUUUAAUACUCUCAUUAUUAGAUUGAGGAUAUGCAUUUUUUUAAUUUUUUCUUCAGCUAUAAUUCACAUUCCAUUACAUUAGCCGUUUUCAAGUGUACAGGUCAAUGUUUCUUGGUAUAUUCACAGGUUGUAAAAUUACCACCAUUAUCUAGUUCUGGAAUAUUUUCAUUACCCCAAAAAGAAACCUAAUAUCCAUCAGCAGUCACUCCCCAUUCUCUCCUCACCCCAUUUCGCAUUUCGUAGCAAUGAUUAAUGUACUCUAUCUCUAUGGAUUUGUGUAUUCUGGAGUCAUAUUAAAUGGAAUUCACAAAUUGAAUCAUAUAAUAUGUUGCCUACUGUGCCUUGCUUCCUCCAUUUAGCAUGUUUUCAAGAAUCAUCCAUGUUCAUCAUUCAAUUUUUUUAAGAUUU
This is a messenger RNA of Nyctereutes procyonoides (raccoon dog), 2284 nucleotides long. RefSeq lists its product as uncharacterized. The transcript is spliced from 3 exons. The coding region runs from base 58 to 570 and encodes 170 amino acids. The record is from RefSeq and is a predicted model, not a curated record. Lineage: Eukaryota; Metazoa; Chordata; Mammalia; Carnivora; Canidae.